AUGAAGAGACUCAUCUUUUACCUUAUAUCAUUUGCUAUUGUUGCUAUUCUUGGCGUAGUUACGUAUCCCAUCACAGAUUCGUCAAGCGCAAUUACAUUCUUUAGAUACAGACGGAUGGUCGCUUUGGAAAAGUAUGCUCAAAAACUUCAGAGAACAGAAUCUUUAGUGCAAGGAUCGUACGUCGACCUUACCGAGUAUAACUCGUCUUAUGCGAAAACACCGAGUACCGCGUUUGCAAAAGAUGAUAGUCUAGAUUAUUAUUAUUACAUCCAAAUCUCCAUUGGUGGACAAGAUUUCAAUGUACUGUUGGAUACCGGCUCUUCGAAUCUCUGGAUUCCAAAUAAAGAUUGUACCUCUUCCGCUUGUGUCAAUCAUAAUAAAUUUGAUUCAUCACAAUCCUCCACCUUUAAACCGAGCAACUAUUACUGGAUUAUCUACUAUGGUAUUUCCAUAACAUCCUCUGUAUAUGGUAUCGUUGGACAAGAUACUGUUAAAGUUGCUGGCCUUACUUCCGAGGAUCAAACUUUUGGUCUCGCGAUUUAUGAAUCUGAUGAUUUUGCACCAUACAGUUUUGAUGGAAUCUUGGGUUUGGGCUUGGAUAGUCUGAACACAAUGCCUGCUCCGACAUUAGUAUCAGCCUUGGUUGAGCAAAAUCAAAUCGAACCAUUAUUUGGUAUUCAUCUUUCUCACUAUCUGAAUUUUAGUGAUCAAUCAUCGAUCACUUUUGGUGGUGUUGACGAAAGUCAAUUCCGUGGCGAGAUUACAUUCAAUCCCGUGUCCAAUCCUGCCGGGUAUUGGCAGAUAGAUGUGGAUGACGUCCUUGUUGACAAUAGUCCCGUUGGUUUUACCGGAAAAAAUGCCAUUACCGACACUGGAACCACGGAAAUCUACCUUCCUCUGGCUGAUGCUCAAGCAAUCCAUGAUCUGAUUCCGGGAUCUUGGUUAGCACCCACCAAGGAUUUCUUCAUCAUCCCGUGUGACCACUCCGCUGUGGUUGCCUUUAAAUUUGGCGGUGUAAGCUACGAGAUGCCAGCUAUGGACUUGAUCUUUUAUCCAAUAGGUGGAAACGAAUGUAUUUCGAAUAUUGCAGUUGGUGCUAUAAAUGGAUCGGAUACCUGGCUUGUUGGCGCAACAUUUUUGAAGAAUGUGUAUUCCGUUUAUGAUUUGAAUCGAACAUCAAUUGGUUUUGCGCAUAAUAGAUAA
This is a messenger RNA of Acaulospora morrowiae, 1203 nucleotides long. Lineage: Eukaryota; Fungi; Glomeromycota; Glomeromycetes; Diversisporales; Acaulosporaceae. The record is from the annotation of a GenBank genome assembly.